Durusdinium trenchii is the source of this 3399-nucleotide messenger RNA. Lineage: Eukaryota; Dinophyceae; Suessiales; Symbiodiniaceae. The record is from the annotation of a GenBank genome assembly.
AUGGGUGGCGGACAGGCUCGCGGCGUCCGAAGCGGACGCUCGUUCGGCAGCUUCACGGUGGUGGUGGAAGGUCACUCAGAUCGUUGGUACCGCAGCGAGUUCAAGGUCUCAGCUGAGAUCCUGUGCGCGUGGUCAGAGGUCUUUCGGAAGAUCAUGGGCUACGAGUUCGAGGAGCAGUCAACAGGACCAGUUGUCAUUCAUGAUUUCUCACCGCAGGGAGUGGAGGCGUUCUUGCGUUUUCUGUAUUCCGGAACCUUGAAUGCAGAACUGGAAACUCUGGCAGAAGUGAUGAUCAUCGCAGAGAAAUACCAGGUAGUAGAGCUCUCGAUGCACUGUCUUGAUCUCCUGAAGAAGGAGUUGAAUGCGGAGACUGCGACUGCAUGGGAGAUCUUAAAGGCGGCGGAGCAUUUUCAACUGGAAGACCUACGGGAGGUGGCUUUGUGGAAGCGACCUUUUGUGACUGAAGAUCUCUUGGACCAAGUGCUCAGUUCCGAUUUGAUGUGCAUUCCGGAUGAGGUCUUGUUCGACCUUUUUCUGGCCUGGGAGGAAGGUGAAGGUUGCUUGAGCAGGCGUGAAUUGAUUGAGAAGUAUGUUUGCUUGCAACGGGUUCCGAGCGAGAAGAUCAAAGCCUUUGUGUUGAACCCGGAGUUCAACAUCCUCAAGACGAGGAAGCCAAACAAAAUACCGGAUACUUUGCAUAUUGUAGAUCUGGCAGGCCAUUUGGGACUGCAGCCUGUUUACAGCCUGGGCGCUGGGUUAGGGGAGUGGAUGGAGUGGAAGUUGCCGUCCCACUUUGCUUUGAAGCUGUUGGGAUUUCGAUUUGCAGAUGGCAUUGCACUGGAGAACGUGGACUUUAGCUUGUGGUGUGGUGACGACAACCAAGGGAUCAAUCAUGGAAAGCACCAGCAGGUCUUUUCAUUCAACGAGUUCGGUAGCAUCGAAGCUGGCCAAUCGAUACGAUGCAGAUGUGACUUUCUGGUAAGGGUAUCAGAUUUGAAGGCUUUCUUCAAGACCUUGGCGAUGGCCAAAGGAUCAUCCGUUCGUUGGCUCCAGCGGUGCGUGCCAGCCUCGCCCGCGCGGGGGGUUGGCCGCGUCGCGCGGCAACGCCGCGCCGCGCCGAGCAGCCGGGUUGCCAUGGUGCAGGACGAGACGAAGAAAGAUUGGGUAGCAGAUCGGCUCGCGGCGUCCUUCGGACGCUCGUUCGGCCGCUUUACCGUGGUGGUGGAAGAUCGCUCCGAUCGCUGGCACAGCGAGUUCAAGGCGGUCUCAGCUGAGAUCCUGUGCGCGUGGUCAGAGGUCUUUCAGAAGAUGAUGGGCUAUGAGUUUGAGGAGCAGUCAAAAGGACAAGUUGUCAUCCGAGAUUUCUCACCGCAGGGAGUGGAGGCGUUUUUGCGUUUCCUUUAUUCCGGAACCUUGAAUGCCGAACUGGAAACUCUGGCAGAAGUGGCUAUCAUCGCCGACAAGUACCAAGUACUCGACCUUGCGAUGCACUGUCUUGAUCUCUUGAAGAAGGAGUUGAAUGCAGAAACUGCUUGGGAGAUCUUGAAGGCUGCGGAGCAAUUUGAACUAGGAGACCUACGCGAGGCGGCCAUGCAUACAAUCCUCAUCAGCCCCAAGGUGGCUUUGUGGAAGCGACCUUUUGUGAGUGAAGAUCUCUUGGACCAAGUGCUCAGUUCCGAUUUGAUGUGCAUUCCGGAUGAGGUCUUGUUCGACCUUUUUCUGGGCUGGGAGGAAGGUGAAGGUUGCUUGAGCAGGCGUGAGUUGAUUGAGAAGUAUGUUUGCUUGCAAAGCGUUCCGAGCGAGAAGAUCAAAGCCUUUGUGUUGAACCCGAAGUUCAACAUCCUCAAGGCACGAAAACCCCGGAAAAUACCGGUCACGGAGCACACGGUCGACCUAGAAGGCCGCUUGGCAUUGCAGCCAUAUUGCAGCUCAAGCACUGGAACAGGAGAGUGGAUGGAGUGGAAGUUGCCGUCCCACUUUGCUUUGAAGUUGUUGGGAUUUCGAGUGACAGAUCAACUAGAGAACUUGGACUUCUGCUUGUGGUGUGGCAACCACAACCAAGGGAUCAAACAUGGAAAGCACCAGCAGGUCUUUUCAUCCCAAGCCUUUGGUAGCAUCCAAGCCGGCCAAUUGAUCCAAUGCCGAUGUGACUUUUUGGUGAGGUGCAUCAGGGGAGAAGUGAACUCACCCUCAGCUGGACUCCUUGCCUCUGAGAUCCGAUUCGAAGGUCUUCUUCAAGACUUUACCGCAGAAGCUCAGAGGGAGGCCAUCCCAAGCUCAUCGUGGUGGCAUGGCGAGGGGCUGGCUCGAACCAGUAUGGAUGGACGGGAUGAACAAUCCCAGGUGGGCAGCAUGGCUAAGCUCGCUGUCACUCGCUUACAUCACCACAGCAGAACAGGGCCCCUCACCGCCUGCGGCGGGCAUCCAGGAGAUAGCCUUCGUUCCUCACCGCCUGGUGCGGAGGCCCCCAUGCAGCCACGAGCCGCUUCGGCGCUGCUCGCGCAAAGGCACCUGGCACAUUUUAGCUGGAUGCCCGAAGAGGACCUGGUACUGCAGCAGCGGAUGAUGUGGUAUCCUCGCUUAGAUCUGACGAUCUUCGAAGCCUUGGGGGAGCAGCUGACCUUCGUCCCGGGCGAUACGCAUGAUGCCAGGUUCAAGCUGCAGGUUUGUCGCCCCUCACGGCGCAGCUGUCGCACAGCAAUGGAUGCCGUCGCUGGCACCAAGUCGCCAGCGCUUCAGCGAGUGGUGGAAGAGCUGUGCCAGAUCUUCCAGAUGGAGCUCCAUCGCUGCUGGGUCAACUUGUACCGCGCGGGCACCGACGACCAUGCAGCCUUCCACCGCGACCACUUCGACGGCCGCAGCGGCGGCGCGCAGGUCACUUUGGGCGUCUUUGCCUCCUUCGGCGACCGGCGAGACCUUUGCUGGUCCUUCGGUGGCCGCGCGACCGCGUGGCGUCUGCCGCUGCGGAAUGGCGACGUGGUGGCCUUCGAUCGAACGGCCAACGCGGCGGGGCUGCACAGCAUCGAGAAGAAGCUCGAUGCCGCGGAGGAUCGCAUUUCCGUGAGCCUCUGGGGCACCGGCCGCAUCCCGGGACACGCGCCGUGUCCGCCGUUCGCGCCGCCCGCGCGGCGGUGGAGGGCCAAAGAAGCGCCUCCGCCGCGGCGCUGGACGCGGCGGGAGACGGUCCUCACCACCAAGCGCGACAUCCACACCCUGGGCGACAGCACCCCGCCCAGCGUCGUCUCGGUCUCGCCUGUGCAUUUGCAGAGCGGCGUGGUGAGCAAGCCCACCUUUCAGAUCGUCUUUGACGAGGAUAUCCAGGCGUUGAAAGAAAAACCUCCUGGGGAGGAGGGCGAACUGAGAGGGACACUGACUGAUGGAUGUUGGGAGAUCCACUAA